Messenger RNA from Cannabis sativa, 1610 nucleotides. Its product is annotated as acyl-lipid omega-3 desaturase (cytochrome b5), endoplasmic reticulum. The coding region runs from base 218 to 1408 and encodes 396 amino acids. The transcript has 9 exons. Lineage: Eukaryota; Viridiplantae; Streptophyta; Magnoliopsida; Rosales; Cannabaceae. Gene Ontology annotation, molecular function: oxidoreductase activity, acting on paired donors, with oxidation of a pair of donors resulting in the reduction of molecular oxygen to two molecules of water. Gene Ontology annotation, biological process: lipid metabolic process. The record is from RefSeq and is a predicted model, not a curated record.
CAUAGAAGAGCAAACGAGUGCGCUUCUAUCAUCGUACACGUUUGUGCUGUACAUCUGCAUACGUGCGAUCAUCAGCGCCAUCCCUUUCAUUUAGGUCACUCUCUCUCCUUAGCUUUCUUUCUCUAUAUAAACAAACGUAACAUUACACCAUAACCAGUGUUCUCGCUUUCUCUUCUCUCUAACCUCAAAGAGCAGAGAGAGGCUUAAGCGUUCAAUAAUGACAGAAUCACAUGCUUCGGAGGAAAUGGCGAGAGAAGAAAAAGGUGACUACCCCAUUAAGGUGGCAAAUGGGAUCCGAAACCAAAACGGCGAUUUCGAUCUGAGUGAUCCUCCACCGUUUAAGAUAGCUGAGAUCCGAGCCGCCAUUCCUAAGCAUUGUUGGGUUAAGAAUCCAUGGCGCUCACUCAGCUAUGUUUUCAGAGAUCUCUUUAUCAUUUUUGCAUUGGCCUUUGCCGCUUUCUAUUCCGAUACUUGGGUCGUUUGGCCAUUUUACUGGGCUGCUCAAGGAACCAUGUUCUGGGCUCUCUUCGUUCUCGGCCACGAUUGUGGCCAUGGAAGCUUUUCAAACAGUCCUGAGCUGAAUAGCGCUGUGGGUCAUAUUCUGCAUUCUGCAAUCCUUGUACCUUACAAUGGAUGGAGAAUUAGCCAUAGAACUCAUCAUCAAAACCAUGGCCAUGUUGAGAAUGACGAGUCAUGGGUUCCGUUGACUGAGAAGAUGUACAAGCAGUUGGAUGAGAAAACAAAGAGGCUGAGAUUCAAAGUCCCAUUUCCCUUAUUUGCAUACCCUUUUUAUCUGUGGAAUAGAAGUCCAGGAAAAGAAGGCUCUCAUUUCAAUCCUUACAGCAAAUUAUUUACUCCAAGUGAGAGAAACCAAAUAAUAACUUCAACGGUUUGCUGGUCAACAAUGGCUGCUUUGCUUGUCUGUUUGUCCUUCAUAGUAGGUCCUGUUCAAGUUCUCAUGCUUUAUGUUGUUCCUUAUUGGAUAUUUGUGAUGUGGCUAGACAUUGUCACUUACUUGCAUCACCAUGGUUAUGAGCAAAAACUCCCUUGGUACCGGGGCAAGGAAUGGAGUUACCUAAGGGGAGGGCUAACAACAGUAGACCGUGACUAUGGAAUAUUUAACAAUAUCCACCAUGACAUUGGAACUCAUGUUAUACACCAUCUCUUCCCUCAAAUCCCACACUACCAUCUUGUGGAAGCUACCAAGGCAGCCAAGCCAGUGCUGGGAAAGUAUUACAGGGAGCCUAGAAAGUCAGGGCCAAUUCCAGUCCACUUGAUCGAGAAUCUAGUUAAGAGCAUCAGCCAGGACCACUAUGUGAGUGACAAUGGCGAAGUAGUAUACUACCAGACAGACCCAGAACUUAAUAAUAAUAAUAAUAAAAAAAUAUCUGAGGCCAAGCAAAUGUAGUAUUGAUUCUUUUGGACCCCAUUUGCGUAGCAGCAGGGGAUUCCAUUUAUAUUAUAUAUUAUAUAUGGUACUGGUCUUCUUCAUGUGGUUGUAGCCUAGGCUAGCGAGACUUUUCUUCUGUCUUUUUUUUUUUUUUUGUAAAACUAAUGUAUUCCAUUCUCUAAUUACAAAGGUAAAAGAAUGGCCUUUUGGUUUUUGAUAA